GCAUUUCAUCAUUCCUACCGACUACUGCAUCAACGCAGUUCCGCACCCUUGAACACCCUGCUCUCUUCUCCCUCUUGCACCUCCAUCCCAAGCGUCAGCACACAGGAAUCUCCAACGGCCAAAGGAAAAGCCUCCCAUUGAGACCCGUCUUGCGCUGGUGCGACGGCUUCCGCCUUUCCCCAGACGAAUCCUCCCUGCUCUAUCUGGAAACCCAGUCCACGGCGACUCUCCCACAGAACCCCACCUUCACACACCCAUACAAACUCCUUAGUUACUUCUUCUCUGCUCACCAACCCAAACCCAACCGCAGUCCUCCUCCAUUGGCAAACCUGUGACACUUUUCCACACCCUCCCCUACCAGCUAUUUUGCUCAUACGAAGUCUACGGAAGCCAUAAUCCGUUGCCGCCUCCAUACCAUUGCUCGCGAUUAUUCUCCGCUGAAACGACAACAAAGGACGCUCGGACCCCCUCCUUGUUCUCCGGCAUCAUCCCUCUGACUUGGUUACAAAACCUCACGAGUCUGCUGCCACCGACAUUGUCCGUCUCUGACACCUUCUCUCCUCCCUCUUCCAAUUCCUCCUCUCGAAGUCGACCUUGCACAAAUUCCCUUUUCUGCGAAGAUACCCUAGGAGUUCGAGCGAUCGUACCUUCCUGUUGGCACUUGCUUCGGCAGGGGUUGCUCCCUUCCCACCAGAUACAAGUAUCCGCUGUCGACAUCCUCCGCAGUCCAGAAUCUGAGGAUUAAUACCUGCAAAAAAGGGCCGGCAAUCAUGAAUCCACAUCAGAAAAACAAGAUUGAUAUUAGCAAACUGUCUGCAGAUGAGCAACGUCUGUUCAGACUCUAUGGCAAACUCCCAAACAAAAAGGACCUCCUGCAGAACAAGUUGAAGGAACGCAAGUACUUCGACUCUGGUGACUACGCACUUUCCAAAGCUGGCAAGGCUUCAGACACGGGCGUCACCACAAUCGGUACCGAACACCCCAAGGCGGAGGAGAUCCCGCAUAUGUCUCCGCUCACUCACACUCUUUCUCGCUCCGAUUCCAUUGCCCCAGGUACACCCGGCGCUCUUGCCACUUCUCCGGACGGUUUGGGCCAUGGUACACAACUCCAUCCGGUUGGGGGAGGAGGGCCAGGCGGUAUUCAUAGGGGCAGCAUCAACGGGAUCCCCGGCGGUGGCUUGCCCGGCGCGACCAGCAGGAGCCCGGUAAAGGAAAGCAGUUUCCUUGCACGGAGUGCGAGCAUGGAUGAAUAUGGUGGUAAUCAAUCCUCUGAGCAACGAGGUAAAGAUAACACGAUGGAGGGCAGUGUCAGUCCGCCGGUGCAGAAGGCAGGAAUUCCGAUCCGGAGAUGACGUGGAGAAGGGCAUCAUGUUUUCGAGCGGAAAUGACGCGACGACCGUGGUUGAACACGAACAAUUUGCUACGCUGACUCAAAAGGUGGAUGGUCAGCGCGAUACAGAGAGAAGGAUUUGUGGAAAGUGACGGAUGAUAACGACACCAACGACACCACGCUGUAUGGAUGGACCAGAAGGCAUCGGCAUCACUCACUCCGCUGAUCGAUCAAUCGGCCAGCCAGGAUCGGAUUACAACUUCCAUCGUCCCUUGGUACACUGAGUACGAAAACACAACGGCACGGCAGCCAACGAGGCAAAGCGCAACGCCAACAUAAAGUCCUCACCAGUCCUUACAGAACCUGAUCACACCGGGAUCUUUUGUUACUUUGUGUUCGUGAACGGCUUGCUUGCGACUGCGGGCCUUGACGGCUGAUUGACAUGUUCAAGUCUAUGUACGGUAUCUUCGUCUUUUUUUUUUAUCGGCUACGGACACUGGGAGGCUGAGAGAAAACGCGCCGAAAGGCAUCUUUUGAAAAGCCAGCACAAAAAAAGACAUACCAAAACCACAAACCACAACAACGCGAGGGUACCAAGAAGCUACCUAGGUACCUACCUACUAGCAUGUAAGGACGGGAGGAUACGAGUCCCUGGCACAAUGCUUGUGUAUUCCUUUGUACGGAGCUGCAGUCAAUUUUUCACGAUUCUUGAAACCUCCGUCUCUGUUCCCUUCCCUUCCCUUCCUCUGCUGGCCCUUACCCUUCCCCCAGAGUGAUCGGGAUGGUCCUCCCUCAAGCGAUACCCCAUCUUGAUUCGGAUCCCGACUCUUAGCUUGACCUCUUCUUGCCGCCGUAUGUGGUUGGUGGCAUGCACUUGGCCCAGGUGCACAGUAUAGGGCACUGCGAUUCAUGGCUACGGAUCUGUAUCCUCGAUUGACUGGC
Cladophialophora immunda is the source of this 2272-nucleotide messenger RNA. RefSeq lists its product as uncharacterized. Gene Ontology annotation, cellular component: cytoplasm. The transcript has 3 exons. The record is from RefSeq and is a predicted model, not a curated record. The coding region runs from base 771 to 1352 and encodes 193 amino acids. NCBI's taxonomy places the organism in Eukaryota, Fungi, Ascomycota, Eurotiomycetes, Chaetothyriales, Herpotrichiellaceae. Gene Ontology annotation, molecular function: protein phosphatase inhibitor activity.